UAUUUUAUCAAAAAUUUUGCUCUGUAAUAUUUAACUUGGCGAUAUACACGGUGUUAGUUUAGUUUAAACAUUAUUGGUAUACAUAAAAUACACUGGCGUCGUAAAAUCAAAUAAACAGUUAAUUGCAUAAAUCUAAACCUGUAUUUCGUAAUUAGACCUACCGUAAACACACACAAAACUAGGAUAACAAAACGAAUUGAAUAAAACUGAAUUGUAUUGAACAAAUAUAAAUAUCAAAGCAAUAAGGAAAACAAAAUAUUUUUGCCGGGUGAAAAUCCUUCUCUGUUUGCCAAACGCAGAGACGGCGGCGCACCGCCCAGAACGUCUGCGUAAAGAACUACAACUCCCAGAGCGCACCGCUUCGAAGUUGUGUAAGUUAUUCAGUUUAGACGCUGGAAACACUUCCUCUGAGGCGGAGAGCCACGGGCGGCCGAGUAAGUGAAAACAAAACAAAACAAACACACAAAAAAAAAACAAGGGAAAAAAAACAAAACAACAAGGGGAUCGGACCAAAGAGCGAAAAAAAUAGAAUAAUAAAUACAAUCGGGAUUGGACUAACGACUUAGACUUGAAAAGGGUGAAUUGAAAACGUCAGAAAAAAAUGUCCUCUGCCGGACAAGCGAGUUCCAGAAGGCAAUGGUGCUACCUGUGUGAUUUACCCAAGAUGCCCUGGGCUAUGAUAUGGGACUUCAGCGAGGCCGUGUGCCGUGGUUGCGUCAAUUACGAAGGUAUUGACAGGAUUGAGCUUCUCAUCGAAACAGCCAGGCAGUUAAAACGUACUCACGUUAUGCAGGACGGGAGGUCUCCGGGUCCCCAGGCCGGAAAGCACGGCCCAGGCGGCAAAGAGGGCUCCCUGGAAGGAGGGAGGCAAUCCGUGGACAGGUAUGAGAGAGGGAGAGGGGAAUAUGGGGUCUCCCAGAGGCUGCCCAAUGGGCUGCCCAGGCCUGAAGAUGGGGGGCCCCCAGAAGCAAACAGACAGAGCCCCAAUCCUAGAAGGGGCAUUGUUGGGGCCGUGCCACCCAGUCUGGUGGCACAGGGGCUGCUGGCAGCGGUCCCGGGUUUGAAUACCAGGGGCGGGGGCACCUCCUUGACCAUCACCGGCCCGAUGUUGGGCGAAAUGGGCAAGCGGGGGGCCCAGGUGGCGGUGGGGGGGCUGGGCCCAUUCGCGGGCGACUAUGAGAAGGAGCUGAAGGAGAAGCAGAGGAGCGUGGAGGCCCUGGCGGAGCUGUCGGAGAGCGUGCGCAGCCGGGGCGAGGAGUGGGCCGGCCGGCCCAAGCAGGUGCGCGAGACCCUGCUGGCCCUGUCCAGCUGUGCCCCCUUCAACGUGCGCUUCAAGAAGGACCACGCCGUGGCGGGGCGCGUCUUCGCCUUCGACACCAAGCCCGGCCUGGAUUUGGAGCUCAAGGUCUUCACCGAGUACCCCUGCGGUUCCGGUAACGUCUUCUCCAGCCUCCUGGGUCUGGCCAAGCAGAUGUUCCACGACUGCAUGAAAGACGCCGGCAAGGCCAUCAGCUCCGGGUUCAAGUACGUGGAGUACGAGAAGAGGCACGGUACCGGCGACUGGCGGCUUCUUUCCGAGUUCCUGGCUGAGCCGGUCCGAGCUUUCAAAGAACCCCCGGCCCACGAACUCUUCCCCCAGCCCUAUCUGGACCCCAGCUGCCCCAUGCUGCCAACCGCCUUGUGCGGGCUGGGCCGGAACAUGCCUCCCAGAGGAGGUGUGCGCCGCCGAAAAGCUUCCCCGGAAUCGGAGAGCGGGGACGCGGGGAGGAUGGGAGAGGAGCACAGGCAGCACUGGCUUCCCGUUUCCUCGGGGGGCGUGUACGCAGGCGUGCCCCACUUGCUGACCUCCGCAGCUGGCCAGCCCCAAGACGGGGAGCCCUCGCCCAUCACGGCUCUCAUGAGUGUGGCCGACAGCCUGGGCGCGGGGCAGUCCCCGAAAGACGCCACCUCUUCUGCGGCCGCCUCCUCCGCCAACAGCAGCAGCCUGGUCCAUUCCUCCCCGGCCGGGCAGCAUCGGAGACUGGCCGGCUCUAGAAACGGAGACCAGCAGCAGCAGCAGCAGCAGCAGGUUCAAGGACCUUCCAGUAACAGCAGCAACAGCAGCAGCUCCCUCCCUGGAGCGUCCGGCAGCGAGCAGAGCACAGGAGUGGAAGCAUCAGGGGCCAGCAGCGUCCCGCUCUGCUGCACCAUCUGCCACGAGAGACUGGAAGACACCCACUUUGUCCAGUGUCCCUCCGUGGCCAACCACAAGUUCUGCUUCCCCUGCACCCGGGAUUUCAUCAGGGCGCAGGGGGCGAGUGGUGAGGUUUACUGCCCCAGUGGGGAGAAGUGCCCCCUGGUGGGCUCUAACGUGCCCUGGGCUUUCAUGCAGGGGGAGAUCGCCACCAUCUUAGCAGGAGAUGUCAAGGUAAAGAAGGAGCGUGACCCCUGAACGACCCCUGGAAGAAAUAUAUUUGUGUUGCUUUAUUUGUAUUUCUGUAAUUUCAUUAAGGGGGUGGGUGGUGGUGUAGGCAAACAGGUCUUUGUAUUUGAAACCGUCUGACUGUCUUUUUAUAUAUAUUUGUUAUAUUUCUUGUAGACAGUUUAGACUGCGGCUGGUUUUAUUUUUUGUCGUUUUGAAGCAAAAAAAAAAAAAAACUGGACUAUUUCACUUUGACAGACUUUGUUGUAGUUUUUAAAUAUAUAUAUAUAAUUAUUAUUUUUUUUUUUAAUCAAAGUUCAUUCAAUGCAACCUCGAUUUUUUCCCCCAGUGGCUCCUGUAAUAUUUCAUUUAUACACGUCCUGUAUCCCCGAAUAGCUAUCCCAUGUAACAUAGCUGGAUGGUUCAGUUUGACGGUUUCUCAGUUUAGGGGUUUGGGGUGAGAUUUCGAGGUGGGUGGAAAGGGAAUAUGGUGACAGGUCGUGGUUGGUAUUCCCCCCCAGGAAUGUGGACUGACAGUGACUUUAAUGUAGGUCAUUUGUGAUUUAUCUGUAGAUCUGUAUGUAUGAGCUUUUUCAAUACAGCGUGGCUAUUUGUGUAUCAUUACCCACCCUUAUCCUUGAGUCAAUAUAUAAGCGACCAAAAAGGGGAAGACUGUCACAAGGUGGCCCCUGUGUGCCUUCCUGUUCAUAACUGAUUGAAUCUGCAGCAGAGUUGCAGAUAAAUGGACUGUUUUAUUAUCAUGCUUCUGGCUUCAUGUAUAAACAGCAGCAGGUUCUUCAUGCAGUCGCUUCUACUGAAAUGCAUCUAUCAAAGUAUUCUAGUGUGCCCGGGUGUUAAAAUCAAUUGACCAUUUCAUCGGCCCUUUUCACUGCUUCCCUCGUCUAAUCCAGCUGCUCGUUUGUAAUGUGUUCUUCGGUGUUUGAAGGUACAAACCUCUCCAUGGCAGAGUGCUCUUCUGUGCUGGUGCGCUGGUGUUACAGUCCCCCGGAUGCUUUGUGUGCUGGACAAAGUGUUCCUAGCUGUCCUACAGUAAAGAAUUUACUGCAAAAUUAUAAGGGCCCAGUAAAAUAAAAAAAAUCAGGGGGGAGGGGAGAGGUUGGGGCACCAGUAUGUGCGGACCAACAUGGCGUGUUAUCACUAUUUUUUUGUAAAUUACUGCCAUGUAAACUGUAGUUCACCCAUAGAAAUGUGUAUAAACCGCAGUUACAUUAUGAUUUAAAAUCACCAAACCACCAGGAAGGGAACAGCAGUUAACCCACAGACUGUAAUUAAACUUACAAGCUGUAAUUAGACGUGUUUAAUCGCGAGAUUUAAACAUCACCCUGUUUGCCUGGUAAAGGUGCCUUCGUGUCGACCUUUUCAAGACCUCUGUGAUGUUGAAUUGAAAUGAUUGAACCCAGUCCAGGUGCUGCCGUGAAUUGUGCAACGUUUAUAUUCGGGCGGUCGCAUAGGGCGGCCGUAUGAUCCCAUGUUCAGGAAGACGGCUAUUUCAGGUGUUUUAACUAGCAGCGCAGUGCAUUCUGGGAAUUCUAGUCCGUCCUGUGCUUACUAAAAAGAGGCAUUCUCAAUGAACAAUCACAGUGGCCUAUUGAAGCUGUUUAGAUGCUAGUUUGUUCCUAGGCUGGUUUCACAGUGCCCGAUUACCACCAGUGAUGGUUCCUGGGAAGAAUGCCUUGUUGUUUUUUAAUAACGGUAGAGGGUAUGUGACUGUGUUUUUGACAAUAUUCUAAAUGGGGAUUGCGUUAGUUUGAUAGCUGUGGUUCAAGUGAAAUUGCUCUGUUUUUUUUAAGCUGUCAGGCUGUCCUGUAUUUUAUUCUCUUAUGAUGCUUGUUUAGUAUAAAAAAACAAACAAAAAAAAAAACAUUUUGUAAAGACCAAAAAAAAAAAAAAAUAUCACUUUGUAAUAAAG
Molecule: messenger RNA, 4331 nt
Organism: Acipenser ruthenus (sterlet)
Lineage: Eukaryota; Metazoa; Chordata; Actinopteri; Acipenseriformes; Acipenseridae
Product: interferon regulatory factor 2-binding protein 1-like
Exons: 1
Coding region: 602-2431 (609 amino acids)
Biological process (GO): regulation of transcription by RNA polymerase II
Cellular component (GO): nucleus
Molecular function (GO): transcription corepressor activity
Source: RefSeq, a predicted model, not a curated record